GUCACUCGACCAUUGGGUUGAGCUCGUGACGUGCGCGCAGGGGAGCUACGAUUCGUUCAGAGUGCGAGGGCGCCAAGUUUCGAGUCAUUCACGCUCACGAAACGGAGAAAAAGCCCACGUCACAUCUGAAGAGUCUAUGGAUUUUGUUCGAGAUCAAUACGCCAGGGUGGAGACGAUGCCGCUGGACAAAUGCUGAUGAAAGUUUGAGAGAAAACGAACGUUUCCUAUAUUGAAUGACCUGCUACGUAGAAUUUCCUUAACGCCAUCAAUCAGCAAGCCGACAGAAAAUGACUCACGGCGCGCCGGCCAAAAAGACACCGACGAACGACGACGAAGAAGUCGUUCCACCCCCAGACGGCGGUUGGGGCUGGGCUGUCGUGUUCGGUUCCUUUAUGAUUCACAUUAUCGCGGACGGAUUCACGUACACAUUGGGCAUUUUCAUCGUUGAAUUGAUGUGGUAUUUCGAUGAAGGUUCCGAACGCACCAGCUGGAUUGCUUCAAUUAUGGUCGGCGUCACGUUAGGAUCAGGACCUAUCGUCAGCUCGCUUGUGAACAAGUAUGGCUGUAGAACCAUCACAAUCGUUGGGGCCUUAAUUGCUGCCUUCGGAUUAGGCAUCAGUACGUUGGCUAAUGGUGUAACCACCCUCUACGUUACUAUUGGAUUACUUGCUGGUUUCGGUUUUGGACUCAUUUAUCUACCGGCCAUCGUCAGUGUGACGUGUUACUUUGAGAAAAAACGAUCGUUCGCUACGGGCAUUGCCGUCUGUGGAUCAGGAAUAGGCACUUUUAUUUUUGCUCCCCUGACCGAAGCCCUUAUCAAAACUUACGGGUGGAGGGGAGCUCUGCUCAUCAUCACUGCCAUCACCCUCAAUUGCAUCAUCUUCGGAGCUUUAUUCCGGCCCUUGGAGACGACCAGACCUCGGAGAAAGAGGACCACAUCAGAGAUGGCUGUCGAAAUGAUCGAGAAGGAAAAACUGAUGGCCAUUAACGAAGAAAGUGACAAUUCCCCGACAGAUUCGGCCCGGCGGAGUGUUGACGACAUUGUGGCCAACGGCGGGACGCGUCAGAUCGUUCAAGAUAAACCGACCAGCAACACACUAACGGUCAGCACAGCUGUUGGAGAUGCAUCACUGGCUCGUAUGGCACGUAGCCAGCCCCAUCUUCUUCAAGUUCCAGGCGACGUGGCUGGAGAAGACAGCCGCAAAUUUGGUAGCUACGGUAAUUUGCCGAGUAAUCGAGACGCUGAAAUGGGCAUGACCGUGUCGAGCCGUAAAGGUUCCACUGCCGAAACGCGUUCCCAUCACGGAGGGUCCGGUGUCAUGUAUCGCAAGGAUGCCCUGUACAGUGGCUCCAUGUUGAACAUACCCGAAUAUCGAGCUGACCCCAAGGGCUUCUCUGGCUCCGUGAUGCGCAUCCCGGAUGACGCCGGCUCUGGAACAACGAACGAAAACGAGAAGGUCAAAGUCUGCGGUUUGAUUCCCUGCAGCAAAGAGUCCUACGAUGCUUACAAGGAAAUGAUGGACUUUGGUCUACUGAAGGACCCCGUUUUCAUUCUGUUCACCAUAUCCAAUUUCUGCACGAGUAUUGGAUUCAACGUACCUUACGUCUACAUCAAAGAUAAAGCCCUCGAACUGGGAAUCCCAUCGGGCGACGCCAGUUUUCUGCUGUCCGUCGUAGGAAUUGCCAACACCAUUGGACGUGUCAUUCUCGGUUACAUCUCCGAUAAACCGUGGCUCAAUCGACUUUGGCUUUACAAUGGGGCCCUUACAGUCUGUGGCUUAGCUACCGCCUUCAGCGCAUUUUGUGAUGAUUACGUUUCGUUGAUCGUUUAUUGCGCGUCAUUCGGAUUUACAAUUGGUGCCUAUGUCGGCCUAACGUCCGUCAUCCUGGUCGAUUUACUCGGUCUAGAAAAAUUGACAAACGCCUUUGGAUUGCUGUUGCUAUUUCAGGGGAUUGCCUCUCUGGUCGGACCACCCAUUGCAGGCCGUUUGAAGGACAAUCUCGGCUCGUACGACGCCGGCUUCUACUUGGCGGGCUCGAUGAUUGCAAUCAGUGGCUUGAUGCUCUUCUUCAUUCCAUGUCUACAGCGUUGGACAAAGUCGAAAACAAAAGUUUCCGACGUGAGCACGAAAAUGGCGCCCAUUCAUUAGGCAAAAUAUUAUUUUUUUUAAAUUUUUAUUUUAAAAGUGGGUAAAUACUUGCAGCCAAAAAUCUAUACGCAUUAGAGACAGUAGACGAUGGAAAACACUUAACGAAAAGAAAAUCUAAUUCAACAAUAAUUGACUCCAGGGUAGACGUCAUUUUAAAUCGAUAUACAUCAACACAUAUAUACAGCUAUAUUUUUGGGUCUCAUCCCCCUCCACCUGCAUUCAGUGCACACCCACUUCCUCAUGUUUAGAUUACCCGAGUUUAGAAAGCCAUUUUUUUUUUUGAAUUGUUUGAUUGAAAUUGAUACCAGAUGAAAAUCCAUAUCAUCCCAGUGUGGUCCAAACAUUAGUUUUUUUUUUUAAAUAUUUUGACUCAUUGAUUUAUUGCGAGUGUGUUUAAUUUUAAUUAUAAUUUUUUUUAAAACCUGUGUAUGUUCGACACAAUUUGUGCCCUCCUGCCUUGUCUCCAGUGUGCCGUUGCUUCCGGUGACAUGUACUUACUUGUUCUUUUAAUUUUCUACAAAGAUAGACACUU
Molecule: messenger RNA, 2682 nt
Organism: Daphnia magna
Lineage: Eukaryota; Metazoa; Arthropoda; Branchiopoda; Diplostraca; Daphniidae
Gene: Mct1
Product: monocarboxylate transporter 5
Exons: 8
Coding region: 288-2150 (620 amino acids)
Biological process (GO): transmembrane transport; monocarboxylic acid transport
Molecular function (GO): monocarboxylic acid transmembrane transporter activity
Source: RefSeq, a predicted model, not a curated record